UGGAAAUGCUGAACCUUUUGUUAGUUCUCUGCCAUCGACACACUUUGAUCUGCACCAGCAAAAGAUGUCCUCAGACAGUGUCGUGUCAAAACAGGAUGGCGUUGCCAAAUCCCGUAAAGCAGACACAAGAAGGAGGAAAUCACCGGACAGCAAAAGCAUUCUUCUACAAAGUUUAAAUGAAAAAUCUGAUCGACAAAAGGAGAUGCGCAACUUCCUGUCCCUCCCGAUUCACGAAAAGACGACCUAUAGCACCCGAAUGAUGGCAGAGCAGAGGAAAGAGCUUUUCAAGCAGCUAAAGGAGGAAGAAAGUGUGAAUAUGCUAAAGCAAGCCAGGAGUAAGUCAACCCUCCCGAUGCAAACACCUGCAAGGCGUGAGUUGAAGUUGGCCUUGUUGAAACAAACACAAAUUGUGAGAGAAUGUAAACAUGACUUCAUCGCCAUGGAGCGUCAGAAGGCCGUGUUAGAGAUAUCGCUGAUGACAAAGAGGUCAGAGAUAUGUAAAAUGGACAAGGCCAUCGCAAAAGAGCAGAGGCAGCUAAGGGAGCUGGAGAAGCUCAUUGAGAAGGACAAUCAAAGCUUUGAACAGUUCCUGAGAGACAAUGAGAAGAAGUCUAUGGAGGCCCGAACAUUUGAACUUUCCAACUAUGAAGAAACUCUACAAGAGUACAAGAGCUACAAGGAACUUCUUUUGAAGUUGUCUCCACCAGACUGGCAGGAGGCCCAGAAGGCGAAGGUUAUGAAGAAAAUACAACUGAUGGGCAACACUGAGGAUGAGCUGAACAAGGAACCAAUGGACUCAAUGACAGUCAAGCAAGGUGUGGAAAAUAACAGAGGCAGUGCCAGGCUGUCACCUGCAGAGAGCACCAGUGUCUCAAUGCGGCUUGACCCGGAUGCUGACGGUUCAGAAUACGAGGAAGAUCCAGAGUUGUACUUCACUGACCCAAAACAGCUUAUUGAGCUGAUGACGGAGCUAACAGAGCAGAAUCUGUCUUUGAUCAAGAACUCUACAAGAGCUGAGGAAACACUAGAGGAGCUUAAACAGUCGAUGGAGGCCAUCAGAAAGACGACUGAAAAGGAUGAGGCACUCCUAACGCAGCAAAUGAAUGAGAUGAAUAAGAGGAUCGAGGAGGAGAAAGCGAGAGCCGCAAAGCUUAAACAGAAGGUUCAGCUGCAUGUUCUGUUGAACACAGAGGAUGAGCAGGAUGACAUGCUGAGUGCGCUCAGCGAGAAGGUGGCAGAGGUGUAUAGGUGCUGUGUGGACAACAGGGGGAGCAGCCACAGCACCUUGGAGAAACUGGCCAGCAUUGAGAAGCAGAUGUCUUCACUGCUGCACUGCCUGGAUGACAUACCAACAGAAAGCUUGGAAAUGAUGCAGAAGAUCAAGGACAGCGAGAGAAGGACCAGGCAACGUGAAGAAAAGCUGAGGAUGCAAAGAGAGAAACAGGUAGAAAGGAUGAAGAGAUACUUAGAGCGGUCGCUCUCUGAGGCCAAGAAAACUAGUGGACGUAAACUAAUGCCUAGAUGCCUCCCGACUGCCCAGAAGGUGAAAGUUAAAAAAGUGGAAAGUGCUUCUGCUGACGAUGACUUCAAUAACUACUUCUCCACAUCAUUGGACAUACUGUAGGGAAAAAAAGGAACGUGAAAUAGUAUAAUAAUUAUAUUUCUCUGCAAAUGUUUUGCUUCUUUCCACACAUACAAACAAAUUCUUACAAGCUUUAUUAAAUUCAUUUUCAAAUUUCAAAA
Molecule: messenger RNA, 1743 nt
Organism: Nerophis lumbriciformis (worm pipefish)
Lineage: Eukaryota; Metazoa; Chordata; Actinopteri; Syngnathiformes; Syngnathidae
Product: cilia- and flagella-associated protein 100-like
Source: RefSeq, a predicted model, not a curated record